This is a messenger RNA of Lactuca virosa, 1545 nucleotides long. The record is from the annotation of a GenBank genome assembly. Lineage: Eukaryota; Viridiplantae; Streptophyta; Magnoliopsida; Asterales; Asteraceae.
AUGUAUCAAGUCAACCUAAAUCUCGAUAACCUUCCCGCCAUUCGAUACAUGGAAAAAGAUGGAUUCUUUCUUAGAUGGAACGGUUUUCCGGUUGGCGCUAAAGUUCAAGAUUCUUACUACGCAUUUAAUCAUUUAAAGUUUACAAUAUUUGUUCAUAGAUAUGAACACAAUAAUGUUGCCGGUGUGAUCGGUACCACUGAUGGGGAUGAACUGAUCACACCGGCAAACGAAACCACCACCAGCGAAGGUUACGUGGUGGUAGGUUUCGAAGUUGUCCCAUGCAGUGUGAACCAUAAUGAAAAAUUACUAAAUAACGUUAAACCUUAUAGUAAAUACCCGUCACGGAUAAAAUGUGAUCCGCUUUCCGUGGGAAUGAGUGUGAAGGAGGGUAAACCCGUAAUUUACACGUAUGAUGUUUCGUUUGUGAUGAGUGAUAUAAAGUGGGUUUCAAGAUGGGAUACUUAUUUAAAAAUGGAAGGUGCAAAAGUUCAUUGGUUUUCGAUUUUGAACUCGUUAAUGGUGAUAACAUUUCUUGCGGGUAUUGUUCUUGUAAUUUUUUUGAGGACAAUUCGUAGAGAUUUAGCACGUUAUGAGGAGUUAGAUAAAGAAGCUCAGACUCAUAUGAACGAGGAGUUGUCGGGGUGGAAACUUGUUGUUUCUGAUGUUUUUCGGUCCCCGAACAACCCUGAGCUUCUCUGUAUUAUGGUGGCGGAUGGGUGUCGGAUUCUCGCAAUGGCGAUUGCUUUGAUCUUUUUUGCGGCUCUUGGGUUUAUGUCUCCGGCUUCACGUGGAACCCUAAUCAACGGAAUGCUCUUGUUCUACGUGUUAUUAGGCUUUUUAGCCGGUUACAUAGCGGUUUGGCUAUGGCGAACACUCUCGAUUGGUGAACGCCAAGGAUGGUUUUCCAUUUCAUUGCGUGUCGCAUGUUAUUUUCCUGGUCUCUCAUUUCUAAUCCUAACCCUAAUUAACUCACUCUUGUGGGGAAGUGAUAGCACCGGUGCAAUCCCAUUCACAACUUUUCUUGUUCUAAUCUUACUUUGGUUCGGGAUCUCAGUUCCCUUAACUUUAAUUGGUGGGUUCGUGGCAACAAAGGCUCCAUACCUGGAGUACCCUGUUCGAACCAAUCAGAUCCCACGGGAGGUCCCGGCCCAGAGGUUCCCAUCUUGGAUUUUGAUACUUGGGGCCGGGACACUACCUUUUGGGACCCUUUUUAUCGAGCUUUUUUUCAUCAUGUCUAGCAUUUGGCUUGGGAGGGUUUAUUAUGUUUUUGGAUUUCUUUUUGUGGUUUUGAUAUUAUUAGUGAUGGUUUGUGCGGAGGUGUCGCUGGUGGUUACUUAUAUGCAUCUUUGUGUGGAGGAUUGGAGGUGGUGGUGGAAGUCGUUUUUUGCAUCGGGAACGGUGGCGUUUUAUAUAUUUUUGUAUUCGAUUAAUUACCUUGUGUUUGAUUUGAAGAGUUUGAGUGGGCCUGUGUCGGCGAUGCUUUAUUUGGGAUAUUCUUUGUUUAUGGUGAUUGCAGUGAUGCUUGCGACAGGUUUAUGUGAGUAA